Chaetomium globosum CBS 148.51 is the source of this 192-nucleotide messenger RNA. RefSeq lists its product as uncharacterized. The coding region runs from base 1 to 192 and encodes 63 amino acids. Lineage: Eukaryota; Fungi; Ascomycota; Sordariomycetes; Sordariales; Chaetomiaceae. The transcript is spliced from 3 exons. The record is from RefSeq and is a predicted model, not a curated record.
AUGGCUUAUAUUUAUUUAGAUCACAGUAAAGUUCAGAAUUUAGUACAAACGCCGCAAGAGGCCCCGCAAGAGGCUCCGCAAGAGGCUCCGCAGGAGGCUUAUCAAGAGGCUCCGGCUCCACAGGAGGCUGUUAUUAUUGAAAGUAAAAAUAAAUUAGAUUCAAUGGAGGCUAAGGCUGAAUCUAAACUAUAG